CUCUGUACCACCUUCUUUCAAAUAAAAACAUAACCUUUAAUUUAACUUAAUUUUCACUUUUCUCCGAUUUUCAAAUUACUUAUGAAAUAAAACAUCAAAUAGCAUAAAUUUAUUCGAUUACUAGUAUAUUUGCAAGAAAAAUAAAAACCGCAGUAUGGCAGAUGAUGGCGAAAACGUGUCGGUUAUGACUGUGAAAGAACCCUUAGACCUUAUAAGGCUAAGCUUAGAUGAGAGGAUUUACGUUAAAAUGAGAAAUGAACGAGAAUUACGAGGCAAGUUACAUGCUUAUGAUCAACAUUUGAACAUGGUUUUGGGAGAUGCGGAGGAAACAAUUACAACAGUUGAAAUUGAUGAAGAGACAUAUGAAGAAGUUUAUAGAACAACAAAACGGAACAUUCCAAUGUUAUUUGUAAGAGGUGAUGGUGUUAUACUUGUAUCACCUCCAGUACGAGUUGGACUUUGAAAUAGAUAAUAAAAGUACAUAAAAAAA
Messenger RNA from Papilio xuthus (Asian swallowtail), 490 nucleotides. It is a transcript of the gene LSm3, whose product is annotated as U6 snRNA-associated Sm-like protein LSm3. Gene Ontology annotation, molecular function: RNA binding. The transcript has 3 exons. Bases 155 to 463 code for a protein of 102 amino acids. NCBI's taxonomy places the organism in Eukaryota, Metazoa, Arthropoda, Insecta, Lepidoptera, Papilionidae. The record is from RefSeq and is a predicted model, not a curated record. Gene Ontology annotation, biological process: mRNA splicing, via spliceosome.